Amphibalanus amphitrite is the source of this 4045-nucleotide messenger RNA. Its product is annotated as integral membrane protein GPR155-like. Gene Ontology annotation, biological process: transmembrane transport; intracellular signal transduction. The transcript is spliced from 21 exons. Bases 229 to 3756 code for a protein of 1175 amino acids. The record is from RefSeq and is a predicted model, not a curated record. Gene Ontology annotation, cellular component: membrane. NCBI's taxonomy places the organism in Eukaryota, Metazoa, Arthropoda, Thecostraca, Balanomorpha, Balanidae.
CCAGUACUGACGGCGGCACUGACAGAGGCACACCGACCGUCGACCAAACGGACCGCGUCGCGCGCGGCUGGAGCGGUGUUCAGUAAUCAGCGGCACAGAGCGGCUGCAGUAGUGACAGGUCACCGCGGCGUGUGAGUGGGGUGAGGGAGGAGGUAUAGGAGAUUUUAUCAGAGGAGGUAAACCGCUACUGAGAUCUGGACAUCGGAACUGCAGCGAAGAAAGGUGACCAUGCAGGUCCCCGGGUUUCUGGUGACGGUGCUGGUCCUCGGAGGGCUCCUCUGGACCAGCUACUUCCACGUGCUCUGGUACGGCAGUCGACUGGAGUAUGUCGGAGGCUACUCCUGCACGGACCAGGUGAUUCAUUACGGAGAAUUUGAAAUCACGGACCUAUGCUCCAACCGUGAGACCGACAACAAAAUAAAUGUGACGGAACGCGAUGGGAACACGCAGGGUGCGUCCAACAGCUCCGGGUCCGGGCCGGCCCUGGGCUCCACUCCGGACUCCGGCGAGCUGGAGGAGCCGACCUCGACCCUGGAGCGGCUGGCCCCGGCCAUCGCAGAGUGCUUCGCCGUCAUCCUCUGCGGAUAUCUGGCCGGUCGGAUGGGGCUCAUACGUCCAGAUGAGAUAUCCGGACUGAACAAAUUCGUCGGCAACUUCGUACUGCCUGCGCUUAUCUUUCUGUCACUGGCAAAUCUCAACUUCGGGGACGUCAACUGGGGCUUCCUGGUGAUCCUGUACGGUGCCAAGGCGCUGGUGUUUGUGCUGGUGGUGUUGGUGACGGCGGUGGCGUCCUACCCGACCAACGUCGGCAGGGCCGGUCUCUACGGCAUCUUCUGCACGCAGUCCAACGACUUCGCGCUCGGCUACCCUCUCGUUCAGGCGCUGUACGCCAAGACGCACCCGGACUACGCCAGCUACCUGUACCUGGCGGCGCCCUCGUCUCUGAUGCUGCUCAACCCCAUCGGCUUUCUGCUGCUUGAGCUGCAGCGCGCCCGCUCGGCGGCCAAGGUGUCCUCCUCGUGGUUCGAGACCGGCCAGCGCGUGCUCACCGGCAUCGGCACCAACCCGGUCGUCUUCAUGACGUUUCUGGGCAUCGUGGCCAACGGCGUGUUCGACCACUGCCUGCCAAACAUCCUCGAGGGAAUCCUCAAGGUGCUGGGCCAGGCGUUUUCCGCCUCCGCGCUGUUCAUGCUCGGCAUUCAGAUGGUGGGCAAGGUGAAGUCGAUGAAGGGCUCCACUCUGCUGGUGCCCUUGAUCCUGAUCUCCGUCAAAUGUUUCUUCCUGCCGCUGAUUGUCCGUGGCCUGCUGGUGCACUUUCCGCCCCCGGGGGAGAAUAUUCGCGACUUCCAGGACUACGGCUUCCUGAUCGGCACCUUCCCUACAGCACCGGGCGUCUUCGUCUUCGCCAAGCUCUACAACAUCGACGUGGACAUGCUGUCCAGCGCGCUGGUGGCCUGCACGUUCCUGGCGAUGCCGUUCAUGCUGCUGUCGGCGCGGAUGGCCUCCAUCGGCCAGGUGAACGUCGCCGCCUACGUGUCGUCGCUGCGCCGCUUCGUGCUGCACAUGACGUCUGUGGGCGCGUGCACGCUGGCCUGCGUGGUGCUGGUGCUGCUCAUCACCAGGAAGCACCGCCGAGUGCCCUACCAGACCACCGUCCACCUGCUGGCCGCACAGCUGCUGGCGGCCGUGGGCGCGCUGCUCUGGUACUCGCUCGAGGACGACGUACCGUGGCAGCUGUACCUCAAGUACACCGUGUUCACGCUCGGCCAGUUCGCCGGCCGCGUGUGGGCCGCCCUGCUAGCCGUGACCCUGACCCUGGUCAGCCGGUACACGGUGGGCGUGGUACAGCGGCUGCGCACGGCCAGCCUGCUCAUCGGAUGGGGCGUUCCUGCCCUCCUCACGAUCGGCGUGUUCGCGGGGUCCGAGUAUGAGGGGUACGCGAUGGCCAACCAAACAACCAGCACCAACUUCAGCGUGGUGCCCGUGUACGUGCGGACCAACCCCAACAUGGGCUUCGGCGUCGGCCAGAUCCACACCAACUUCGCCGUCCAGUUCGUCUGUCUCAUCGUUGUGGUCGUCAAUCUGAUGCUGCACAACCGCUACAAAAACGAGUACGUCACCUACGUCAGUUUGGAGGAGACCGCGGAGACCGCGGAGACGGCGGCCGGCGGCCGGCCGGCGCCGCCUCCCUCGGUGCGCUCCGGCUCGUGCCGUAGUCGCCUCUCCGUGACCUCCCAGGUGUCUACCACCACCUCCCUGGGCACCUCGGUGGCGGCCGGCGGCGGCGAGACAGUCGCCCCCGCCCCCGCCCCCGCCCCCGCCGGCGGAGCGGCCCCGGCCGCGGCGGGAGCGGCCACCGGAGCCGCCCCCGCCCGGCGCCCGCCGCCCCGGCCUCUGCUGAAAACCAGGAGCCAACUGCAGGUGGAGCAGGCGUUCCUGAACGAGGCCCAGAGGAAGGCCUCCGCCCCCGAGCUGACCACGGGAAGAGACCUCCCUCCCAAACCGAUGCUGGCCACCCGGACUCAAUCGGUGCCCUCCAAGAUGACGAAAAGAAAGAUUUCGGCGCGGGAGCAGCUGACGCUAUCGUUUUCCGUGAAGCCAACUUCACUGGGCAGUAACUGGAAACUAGACGACAGGAGCACGCCUCCCCCGCCGGCGACCGCAGAGGUCAAGGAGCUCUCCUUCAGCGUCAAGAAGCUGAAGAAGCGCGACUCGGAGCUGUCGGCGGGCUUUGUGAUCCAGUGCGAUGCCACCGGCUGUCAGCUGAGGAAGAAAAUAUCGCCCUCCGUGACACAGCCCUCCGCCGCGGACGACGACGCCGUAUCGUCCGUAUUCGGAGCCGGUUCCAGCGUCAUGUCUCCGUCCUGCGAGGACACGAUCUCGGUGGCCAGCGGCGAGACAGACCUCAGCGCCUUCAGCAGCGUCUCCCACAGCACGGCCGCCUCGUUCGCCACCCGGCCGCCGUCGGCAGCCUGCAGCCUGUACAACCCGGAUACCCGCGCGGUGGACUCUGACGCCCUGAGACUGGACUCGGCCAAACUCCCCACGGAGAGUUCGAGUGUCAUCCGCGACAGAGACGAGGAGUUUCACACACUCCGACACACUCUGCUUCUCGUCUCACUCGCCUGGUCCAUGGUCGUGAGCAUGUUUCUGUGCGGCUGCAGCCUGCCGGUCCAGCGGGAGGGCAAGAUGGGCGGCGUCUACAUCCAGCUGACGUUCAUCGACACCAUCAUCAACUUCGGACAGGGCAUCCUGGCGUUCUUUGUGCUCGGUCUGGACCCCGAGGCGCUUCUGAUGCCGCUCAGAAAACGUUGGAUGAGCCUGCGUUACGGCUCCUCGUGUCUCUCCGGCCACUGGUGGAGACGCAGCUCUCCCAGCUCGGGCCAGGAGGCCGAGCUGGUCUGUCAGAAGUUCAUCGAUUUCUACCUGGACCAGUGCAAACAGGAGCUGGUCAGAGACCGCAGGGUGCAGCAGAAGCUGUACCACGACGUGUUCAUGGGCACAGAGCUGGUGGACUGGCUGCUGGUGCAGGGCCUGGCCGGCAGUCGGCGCGCCGCCGUCAGGUACGGCCGCCACCUGCUCGACGGCGGCAUCAUCGAGCACGAGCAGCGUCGGUACGCGUUCCACGACCGGCCCUUCUGGUACCGUCUGGCGGCGCCGUUCGGAGAGGACGGAAGCCUGCAGGCCGAGGCGAAAAUCUCCAGCGGCUCCGCGCACCGCGCCAGACCGGCCGCCACCAUCGUCAACGUGGACUGAGGCGCGCCGCAAACCCUCCACCAGAGGCCAGGUGGACUGGGACGGGACACAGGUCCUUCGACACUGGCAGCGGGGCCAAUAAGGCGCGUCACAGGUUCGCCAUCAGAUGUCGCGUGAGGUCUCAGGUCUCGGCUCGUCGUGGCGCGAGUGACGUCAGCUGCGACGUCGCUAAUGGUCGUCACUGAAUGAUGUCGACUGAGGUCGAGUGCUCGGAGCGGACGCCGGGCUGGUAUUAUGUUUCGUUGUUUGACAUGUUGCAGGGAUUGUGCAGUGUGGACGUGAAAAACGU